Hyaloperonospora brassicae is the source of this 1215-nucleotide messenger RNA. Lineage: Eukaryota; Oomycota; Peronosporomycetes; Peronosporales; Peronosporaceae. The record is from the annotation of a GenBank genome assembly.
AUGCGUCCGUCUCGCACGUUUCUGCGGUUACUGACUAUCCUGAGCUUUGGCUGCGGCCUGCUCAUGGCGAGUUUUGCGCUCCACCUCAGGAUCGCUGUAGGCCUACGGGCCGGCGCUGCGGCGCUCGCGACCAUCAGUAACUUUGUCAUGCUGCUAUCUGUUCUGGGCUUCGUUGGCUCGAGGCGCGGCCGUAAAAGUCGUCUCCUGCUCGUGUUUUUCUUCUGCGACUUUUUGCUGGUCACGUGCCUCUUCGCGAUGUGCUACGCCGCCUUCCUCUUCCAAGACGUACUCGAGUUGUGGGUCAAACGUCACUGGACUGCCUCUGUCCUCUCGGCGCUGAGGGACGCGCCGUGCUGCGCCACGUACAGCGAUACGGUGCGGUACCUCACGCACUGUGCAGUGAUUGUCGGGGGCAUGGGCAUCGCAUGUAUGCUGCUGGUCAUCGCGGCCAUGUACUGCGUCGUGCGCAUCGUGACGGUGCCAAUCGUCAUGCGCCGUUUGCAGUCGGUCUUGAACGUCGUCUUCAUGCUACUGGGCACGGCGCUGUUUGCUAUUGGGCUCGCGUGUAAUGUCUACGACGCAAUGACGUCGGGACAAAAGUGGAUGGCCAUUAUCUGUAUUGUUGUCGGCGCGCUGGUGUUUGCCCUCUCUGUGCUGGGCAUUAUCGCCUCAAGGGCCAAAAGUCGAUCGCUACUCCUCGUUUACAUCAUUGGCCUUGGAGGCUGUUUCGUUGCGCUCAUGGUAUGCUCGAUCGGCGCCUUCUCCAUUUCGGACAAUCUGGAGUCGACCUACAAUGUACAAAGCACGAGUUCAUCGCUGGCGUGUGAUUUCAGCCUACCGGGAUGUACUAACUGCACCGAGCUGGUUUCCGAAAUGGCUCGAUGCGAAGGUGCCAUGCACUCCUCCGAGAAUAGCUGGAUUGCGUGUAACAGCUCAGUUGCAUCUGGCGGUGAACAGAGUACUAUCGACAACAAGUGCCUCGAGGAUAUGACGAUACUCAACACCGGAGCUGACCAAGGCCACACAGCAAACGACAUCGCCAAAUGCGGCAAGUGUCCAGAAUGGUCAGCUUCGGACGUACGAGUGUAUCUCCGAAGCAUGCUUCAUCUCCUCGGUCUCUUUGCCCUAAUAGUGUGCCUCUUUAUAGUUGUAGGGUUUGCUGGCGCGUCAGUACUGCGGCGAAGUUUAGCAGGUUAUCAGACCGAUUCGAUAUAA